Ruditapes philippinarum (Manila clam) is the source of this 1848-nucleotide messenger RNA. RefSeq names its product aspartate aminotransferase-like. Bases 382 to 1671 code for a protein of 429 amino acids. Lineage: Eukaryota; Metazoa; Mollusca; Bivalvia; Venerida; Veneridae. Gene Ontology annotation, molecular function: catalytic activity; pyridoxal phosphate binding. Gene Ontology annotation, biological process: biosynthetic process. The record is from RefSeq and is a predicted model, not a curated record. The transcript has 13 exons.
ACGCAGAGUGAAAACUUGGAAAAUAUGUAGGACAGUGCCAAGGAAGUAACCUUUAAUACUUAUAAUAGAUACAGCAAAAAUCCUCUACGUAUACAUGCACGGAAUUGUACUUUUCUUCAUUAAAUGCACACACACAGAUAUGAAAAAUACUCCGGAUAUCUUUCGAGUUUAUCUUAGUACAGUACAUUUGCUUUCAGCUGAUAGAUAAACAUUUAAUCCCUCAACAACUAUGCAAACGCUUAAGCAGAUUUGAAAAAGUGAAGGGCAUUUGAUUGAUAGCACUUGGGUGGAGUAAGAUAUCUCGAUACAUAUUGGUACGGAUGGAUAAUUUACAAUAAACCACAGAUUCACCAAUUUUUGAACACACAACUAUUAUACACAAUGGCGGAUUUAGUGCGAGACACAUUAGAAAACUACUCCGCGGCUUCAAAUCUCAUGCACAAUGAGAAAAUCCGAGAAAUGAUGGCAUCCGGUCAAACCAUCUACCACUUCGGCUUUGGACAGUCUCCAUUCCCAAUCAUGAACAAAGCAGCCGACAGACUGGCAAAACACGCGUCAGAAAGCGCGUAUCUACCAGUAGCAGGGAUUGAAGCGUUACGAGUUGCCAUUCGAAAUUUUCACAAUAAGUACGACAGUAUUUCUUUCAGUGCCGAUGACGUCAUUGUCGGCCCAGGCAGCAAGGAACUCAUAUUCCUUCUGAUGAACAUAUUCCAGGGAGAUAUACUUGUUAUAUCCCCAUCUUGGACAUCCUACAAGCCUCAGGUAAUGUUGUCUGGCCACAAAGCUAACGUCGUACCUACAUCUAUGGAGGAUGAAUGGAAAAUAAGACCAGAGAAAUUCACCCAGUAUUUGAAGGACAAUAAUCUAAGUGGAACAAAACUUUUAAUAAUGAACAAUCCAGACAAUCCGACGGGUACCUUGUACACACAAAAAGAACUUAGUGAUUUAAGUGAGGUAUUUAAAAGAGAAAAAGUAAUUGUUUUAUCGGAUGAAAUCUACGGAAGACUUACAUUUGAUGAUAGUUUUGUGUCUAUGGCAAAGGUUUAUCCCGAAGGGACCAUAUUGUGUUCAGGGAUGUCUAAAUGGGCCAGCAUGGGAGGGUGGCGGGUUGGAUACCACGUGUACCCGGAGAAGCUGUCCGCCCUCAAGAACGCUGUCAGGAGUGCGGCUAGUCAUACAUACACCACUGUAGCAGCUCCGAUACAAUUUGCCGUAGCUGAGGUGUUAAAUGAUUUGGACACGUGCGAAGCCUACAUGAGACACACGUGCCGCAUAAUGGCAGCAGCUGCACAGUAUUGUCACAAAGAACUGUCUGAAGUUGGAGUAAGUUCCGUCAAGCCUAAAGGUGGUUUUUAUAUCUUCCCAAACUUUGAAAUUCUCCGAGCUAAGUUGAAAGCUCGUGGAAUAGAACGAUGCGAGGAUAUGGUGAAAUCAUUAUUUGACGAGACUUCAGUUUCUGUAAUGGCUGGAGGUCCAGCGUUCUUAAGACCCGAGACGGAAUUGACAAUCCGGUUGUGUUAUGUUAACUUUGAUGGUGCUAAGGCUUUAGCGGCGAGCGAGAGGAUCGGGCUUGAAUCUAGUCUUCCAGAAAACUUUGUACAAUCACAGUGUUCACAAUUAUAUGACGGUAUUCAGGUACUGAAGCAAUGGGCGAAGAAAACAUUGGAGUAGUAACGCGUUUUCAUUUUGUGACAAACAUUUUCUCUGUAUUACAUGUCAUCAUUUGCUUUAUUACUUGUCAAUUGACACUUACUUGAGAUUUUUUUUGCGAUGUUCGUCAGAUUACCAAUUCUUUAAUACGUGUUUAAUGUAUUAAUGUGAGUAUUUCUUUUAUUAUGCCUAAAUUGU